Adineta ricciae is the source of this 3237-nucleotide messenger RNA. The record is from the annotation of a GenBank genome assembly. Lineage: Eukaryota; Metazoa; Rotifera; Eurotatoria; Adinetida; Adinetidae.
AUGAGUAGUUUAUCACCGUUACCCCCACCAUUCGAUCCAAAUAAAACUUUCCAACCCAUGUGGCGUCAAGCUUUUCACUGGCUUAAUCAAUGUCAUGUUUUAUCACCUGAAGCCAAUCGAUUGUUAAAUCUUCCAACGAGUACAGUGGAAGAUUUAGCAGAUGUCUUAGCUGAUGGAAUCGUCCUAUGCAAUUUACUGAAUUAUAUAGUACCAGGAAUUAUAAAGUAUACGGAUGUUUCGUUUCGACCACAAAAAAGUCGAUUUUUAUGUUUGCAAAAUAUUCGACUGUUUUUGGAUGCAUGUCGACAGGAGCUACAUUUUCGUGACCGUGAUCUCUUCGAUCCUUACAUGUUAUUCGAUAAAUAUGAUCUUGACAAAAUCAUUGAAACACUCUCGAAGAUAUCUCGUCUAGAGAUUGCCAAAAAGAAAAAACUAACUCCAUUUCCAAGUACUAGCCCAGUGAAUUAUGUCAACAUUCCCAAAGAAGAUCACGUCGGAAUCUUGCCAAUCAUGCGCUCACUCGACGAACCAUUACCCGUCCAAGAUCUUUCGAUGAGUAAUCAUGAUGAUUCUCGAGCACUAUUGUAUUAUGCAUCGCCUGAAACAGUUGUUGCUCCAAGUGAACAAAACAUUCUCUAUGGAUGCUUAAUUGAGAAGAAAAGGGUCGGUGUCCUAGACGAUAAAAAAUUACAACGUCAAUCAUCCUUGUGUCACUCAUGUCGCUAUGCACGUAUUCACCAUGUUCCAUCGUUUCAUUCGUCAAAUUCAAGUCAAUUAACUAAACAAAAUUCACCAUUGAUGAAAACAACAAGUUCAUCGAAUAUAAAUGAAUCACUUUCUUCUUCAUCACUUGUUGCUGCAAAUGCAGCAUCAACACUUUCGUCAGCGGCAGCUAUUACAGAUCCUAAUUCUGUUGAAUUACUUUCACCAUUGAUAAAACACCGUCUAUCAACAUCAUCACUUCCAUUUUCAAUUCUAAAUGGUGAUGCUGGUGUCUAUGGAUCGCGUAUAAGUAUUGCCGAUGAUGUCUAUGAACAAUUAUGCGAAAAACCAAAGAAAUCUGAUCAUCACAAAGCAUUUCUUCCACGUGAUCAUUGUGUCAAAGAGUUACUGGAUACGGAAUUGAAUUAUCGUGAUUCAUUGAAUCAAAUCGUAACGCAUUUCAUUGAACCAUUGCAAUUGAAGCCGGAGGAACGUAAAAAGAUCUUCUUAAACAUAUCUGACAUACAUGCUUUACAUUCGGAAUUCUACGAAGAUUUAUGUCGUGCCGGUCGAAAUGAAAAGGGCCGAACAUCCCGAAUUGUGGAAUUGUUUACUACAUGGCAGGACCGAUUUUUGAUCUAUGCAAAAUAUUGUUCCGAAUUACCUGACGCACAAGAAUUUCUCGAUCGAAAGAUCAAACAAGAUGCAAGCUUCUCUCAGAAACUUGAACAAUGCCGACAGAAAGCAGGCGAACUUGGUAAAUUUCAGCUACGUGACACUGUUGUUUUGCCAUUUCAACGUAUCGUUAAAUAUUCAUUACUUUUACAUACAAUGAAAAAAAAUGUUCCAGCGACUGAUCCAAACGGUGAAGUCAAACGGCAACUAUUAGAAAAAGCAGAAAGUCUGAUGACUGAUGUAAAUCAAUACAUAAACGAAGCGAAGCGUGCGCAUGAUAAUUUGAAAGUGAUCACUAACAUUGAAAAAACAAUUUGUGAUAUAAAAUUACCAUCCGAUCGAUGUCUACGCAACUAUGGACGAUUCAUUGCAGAUGAACAAUUUACUGUGUAUGAAAAUGGACAUCGAAAUGGAACGAGAACGAUAUUUCUCUUCGAUCGUGUUCUUCUGAUUUGCAAAGUGAAAGGAUCAGAAAAGUAUACAUUUCGUGCUGCGCUAUUCAUUCAAGGAUGUCAGAUCGAAGAAUUAAAAGCAGCAAAACGUGAAUUUCCAUUUAUUCUUCGUGAUUCAUCGAAAUGUGAAUACAAAUUCGUUGCCAAGACCGAAGAUAAACGAUCGUUUUGGUUAAAGAAUCUGCGUGAUGCAAUUGAUCGAUGCUCUAAUCCGGAGUUGUCUGAAAACGGGCAUUUCUUUCAAAUGAAAUCAUUCGAUGAAAUAAAUCCACGCUGUGAUCAUUGUAAUCGAUAUUUAUGUGGAAUAUUUUAUCAAGGUUACGAAUGCUCAAGAUGUCAGAAAAAAAUUCAUCGAGAAUGUAUUAAAAAAGUUGGAACAUGUAUUCAUCGGGCAUCGUUGGCACGCAUACGAAGUUUUGAUCGUGGUUCGAUUGAAUUACCACGUGCAUUUAGUAAUGCAUCUAACGUUAACAAUCACAAUCAUAUCUAUGCACUGUACAAUUACGAUGGAACGAUGAAUAAUGGCAAUAGUAGAACAGCAGCGAAUCGAUUUGGUGAUCGACACAUCAGAGUAAAUGAAGGCGAUAAAUUAGAGAUUCUCGAAGAUGAUGAUGAACAUAUCUGGAAGGUGAAAAAUCUUCGAACAAAUGAAGUUGGUUUCAUUCCAUCAACGAUCGUGAGUGUUAAUGAUGUCGAUUCUCAAAGAACAAUUCAACGUUCAUCAACAACUCUCGCUGAAACAUCGUCGUUACGUUCGAAUAUUUCAACAACACUUGCACAUCAUUUUCCUUUCAUUCGUUCACUUGUGCAAGCCUAUAGUCCGCCCAUAUCAAUACGUUCAGCAAAUACGAAUGCCUACUCCAAUCCUCCAUCCGCAAAUAAUCCGAAUCAGACCCAUAACUCUAGUAAUAUACCUAUUCAACGUUCAAAAUCGAUUUCAACACCAACAACGCCUGAAAAUAUUUUGAAUAAGCAUCGAAAUUUACAACUAUCAUCUUCUUUUGAUAAUACACCUAUAUCUCCGACGUUCGUCCCAGUCGUAGCAAACAAUCAUAUCUAUGAUUGGUAUCUUGACAUCAGUCGAAAUCAAGCCGAAGAGAUCUUGAAAAAUGAUUCAGUGCCAAAUAAUACAUUUCUUGUUCGCAAACAAGGCAAAAACGAAGGACAUGCUAUUUCAAUCAAACAUAACAAUGAAGUUUACCAUAUUCGAAUAUAUACUCAUGAAAUUGAUGGUUGUAUGAAACAUUACUUAGUUGAUAGUCUACUUUUUGAUAGUUUACAAUCAUUAAUUCAAUAUUAUCAAACACAUUCACUUGAAGAUCGUUUUCCUCCUGUUAAAAGCUCGUUAGUCCAUCCAAUCGCUCAUGUGUGUAGCCACGACAUGCUACUCCUACCGGCCACAUUAUAA